Messenger RNA from Mercenaria mercenaria, 1046 nucleotides. RefSeq lists its product as uncharacterized. Lineage: Eukaryota; Metazoa; Mollusca; Bivalvia; Venerida; Veneridae. Bases 603 to 1046 code for a protein of 147 amino acids. The transcript has 3 exons. The record is from RefSeq and is a predicted model, not a curated record.
GGCUCCCACUGCCGAUCAGAUCAACUCGAUCAAGCCCGAUCAAGCGAUCGGGUACUUGUCUGGGUAGGUCGGCAUGAUUGAUCGGGAGUGGUCGGGGAGGUCUACCUUGGUCGGCAUCGCUCGGGCUUUCUACCCGAAUUUUUUUGACAUGUCAAAAAAAUUCGUGUAGCGAUCGUGUAGCCAAGCGGUCGAGAAGAGCUCGGGAAGCGAUCGUGUAUUGAUCGAGUUGAAGAUCGAGUUAAUCGAGAAACAAUCUUGUAGCGAUCUUGUUUGGUCGGAUUGACAUCUUUUACCCGAUCUGUAACCGAUCUUCUCGACUUCUACUCGAGUAAUAUACGAUCGCAUCCCGAUUAAGUAGAUCUCUGUUCGAUCUCUUGUCCAGAUUAUCAAGACUGCUACCCGACUACUCCACGACCACACACGACCGCACACGAUCAAACCCCGAUCACUGUUCGACCAUACACGAGCUCACGUGACUAAAGCAAGAAAAGCGUGCUGACCAGUGUCUCAUAAGUUGUUUGGACGCUGAAGAUAUAACAUCUUUAGCAAACCAAUAUCUGUUAAAACAUCUUCAGCCAAGCCAUUUCUACUACAAACUAAAGAUGCCGAGAAAAGGCAAAAGGCCGAUAGGCAGUACAAUUGCGAGUAAAUGUGCAGUUGCUGCGCCUCAGCCUGAAAUCGUGGAACCCACCCAGGAAGAGAGUAAUGAGUCGCCUAUACCCCCUACUGACUCUUCUGCCGAGCAAACCAGAAAAGAGCAAGUAGAAGAACGUCCGACUUCUCCUGAGAUAGAGACUGAUAUCAGGCCCCGGAAGACACUACAUCGUACACUCACGCAAGAUGAAGAAGAUGACCUUGUAGCGUGGGUUAAGAGAGAACUCGUUCCUCUUCGACAAAUCAUCCGCAGGAUUCAAUUUGCGGAGAAGAGAAAGGAACUUGUCUUGGAGGAGACAGAGGAUGAUGACGCCGCCUCCGAUUCGUCAGCACCCUCUACAUCAGCAGUAUCUGGUUGCCGUCCCAAGCAGCGCGUGUACUGUCCUCAUUGA